Gambusia affinis (western mosquitofish) is the source of this 1517-nucleotide messenger RNA. RefSeq names its product retinol dehydrogenase 14b (gene rdh14b). The transcript is spliced from 2 exons. Lineage: Eukaryota; Metazoa; Chordata; Actinopteri; Cyprinodontiformes; Poeciliidae. The coding region runs from base 272 to 1243 and encodes 323 amino acids. The record is from RefSeq and is a predicted model, not a curated record.
GUACUUAAAUGGUUGUGACCCGGAAGACUUACCCAUAAAUACUCAGAUUUUUGCUUUAUUUUAUAUCUACUCAUACUAUGUUUUUGUUAAAAUAAGAAGUUAAAAUAUUGUUAAUGAACUCACUUUUUUCAAUAUCAUACUUAAUAUAAAAAUGCGACACUAUAAUUUGCACGAGCCAUAAUCAGCAUCAUGUCCGCCACCAUCAUUUCCGGGGUAAAUUUGUACCUUGUAUACAUAACAUACCUUGCAGUCAUUGAUAACCGGUAUAUACAUGGCAACGGCUGUGAUAAUAGCCGCUGUUGUUGGCGGCGGGGUUCUGCUCCUAAUGCGCCGUCUCUUCCCCCGGCGGAAAGCAGUAAAGCUCCUCCAGUAUCCGACCGACACCAUGCGUGGAAAGACUGUGAUAGUGACUGGGGCUAACAGCGGGAUAGGGAAGGCCUUGGUCGGGGAGCUGCUGAAGCUUCGCGCCCGGGUCAUCAUGGCCUGCCGGGACCUGCGGAGCGCCGAGGACGUAGCCCAGGACCUGAAGAGCAGAGCGGGGCCAGAGCAGGGUGAGGUGGUCAUCAAGCACCUGGACUUGGCUUCCCUUCGAUCUGUCCGAAAUUUUUGUGAGGAAAUUAACAAGGAGGAACCUAAGAUUGAUGUGCUGGUCAACAACGCCGGGAUCUAUCAGUGUCCCUACACGAAGACAGAAGAUGGUUUUGAGAUGCAGUUUGGAGUGAAUCACCUGGGCCACUUCCUCCUCACUCACCUGCUGCUGGACCUCCUCAAGGCUUCGUCUCCCAGCCGCAUUGUCGUCGUUUCCUCCAAACUCUACAAAUACGGCCACAUCAACUUUGACGACUUGAACAGCGAAGGGAACUACAACAAAGCUUUCUGCUACAGUCAGAGCAAGCUGGCCAACCUGCUGUUCACACUCGAGCUGGCUCAUCAGCUCGAGGGCACGGCGGUCACGGUCAACGCCCUCACCCCGGGGAUGGUGAGGACCAGACUGGGACGACACGUCCGAAUCCCUCUGCUGGCUAAGCCGCUGUUCCACCUUGCCUCAUUGGUCUUCUUGAAGAGUCCGUUGGAGGGAGCCCAGACGCCGCUCUAUCUGGCUUGCUCCCCCGAGGUGGAGGGGGUGUCAGGGAAGUGCUUUGCUAACUGCGAGGAAGAAGAGUUGAUGGCCAAAGCUACAGACAAACAGGCGGCCAAAAAACUGUGGGACAUAAGCAGGAGGAUGGUUGGACUCGCAGAGUGACCAUGGGGCCAGUUCUGAGGGCCGGACUGUUAGGGAAUUAAGUGUUCUUGGACGACUUUGUUAAUCCAUUUGUGCUUGCAGACAUCAUUGUGCAAGAGAUGGGUUGUGAAAAAUCUUCCUUUUUCUCCUCCCUAGGGAUAAAAACUUUAAUGGAAAGAUAUAUUGUGCCUCUGAAAUGGGAUAAUUAGCAGACUUUGUGCUACAUUACAGGACUGAUUAGAUCUCAUAUUAUGAUUUGAAUUUUAAAAGGUGUUCAAGUAAAGUUGUAAAAGAA